UAUAUACGCUAGGAGGAGUAGAGAGUGAGUGAAGUGAACGCCGGUGCGCCGAUAUACUUCGUUAGAAGACGCGCUGAGGUAACUGCGUAAACCACCGGUUUUGCUGCAAUUGUUGCACCUUUCACGUAGGCGUUAAUCAAGACGAGCGUUUAGUAUGCCGAUCAAGGCUGUGUGCGUGUUGUCCGGAUCGGACACUACCAAGGGAACCCUUCACUUCACGCAGGAGGGCGAGGGGAAGCCGGUUAAAGUUGUUGGCGAAAUUACCGGCCUCAGCAAAGGAAAGCAUGGGUUUCACAUUCACGAGUUCGGAGAUAACACUAACGGGUGUGUGAGUGCAGGAGCACACUUUAACCCUCAUGGAAAAGAGCAUGGCGCGCCGAUUGAUGCGAACAGGCACGUAGGAGACCUGGGUAAUGUUGAGGCUGGCGACAAUGGCGUUGCGAAGGUGAACAUCGAGGACUGCGUUAUUUCGCUUUGCGGAGCGCACAACAUCAUAGGACGAUCACUUGUGGUACAUGCCGACCCAGAUGAUCUUGGAAAGGGGGGCCACGAGCUGAGCAAGACCACCGGGAAUGCAGGUGCACGACUGGCCUGUGGUGUUGUUGGCAUCACCAAAUAAGCAGAAAGAAGAAAAAGCACUUGAUAUACUGCGUUCAUGCAUUCAACGUUCGGACAAAUAAACCCUUGUUUUAUUAA
Molecule: messenger RNA, 696 nt
Organism: Rhipicephalus microplus (southern cattle tick)
Lineage: Eukaryota; Metazoa; Arthropoda; Arachnida; Ixodida; Ixodidae
Gene: Sod1
Product: Superoxide dismutase 1
Biological process (GO): superoxide metabolic process
Molecular function (GO): copper ion binding
Source: RefSeq, a predicted model, not a curated record